UGAGCCAAUCGAGGUGGUAGAUAAAUUUGUUUACCUGGGCAUCUGCAUAAAUUCCGGUAGACUAGCUGGAGAUGAGAUCAUUUUUCGAAUCGGAAAGGCCAGGGCAGCUUUUGCCAACCUCCGAAAUCUAUGGCGCCGACGUGACGUGAGUUUGUCUGUCAAGGGAAGAGCUUACACUGCGUUGGUGCGAUCCAUACUGCUCUAUGGAUCGGAGAUGUUGGCUCCGCGCGCAGAGGACAAACGGAAGAUGUCAAUGUUUGAUCCUCGGUGUCUCCGCAGCAUUGGUCAGGCCUGGAUGGACCAUCGGAUUGGUAAUGCUGAGGCUUACCAGUACACCAACUUGAAGGAUGCAGCCGGAUCAGUCAAUGUUAUAGCAGUUGUCAAGUUCCAUCGUGCACCGGUAAAGACCAGGGGCUCUGGCUAUUCAUUAUUCGUGACAGUAACUGAUCCCUCUCUCCAUGGCGCGAAGUUGCCUUGUGUAUUUUUCAACGAUGCAUUAGAUAAACUUCCCCAAGUUCAGUGCGUCGGUGAUGUGAUCGUGAUGCACCGGCUUAUAGUGAAGGAAUUUCGUGGUGAAUUUCAAGGUUGUGGCUAUGGCACUGUUGGCUUUUCAGCCACUGUGUUCUCCGGGAGCACUUCCGAUCCGCUGAUCCCUCGUACUUCGAAGGCUAGUUGUAGUUUCGGUGAUGAAGAGCUACGCCGUGUUCGAGAGUUACGCGAAUGGUUUAAUUCGCCAGGUUGUCCAGUCGAGCGGGAACCCAUCAUUGAUCACAACGACCCAUCGCAGUCCCUACAAUGCACCAAACCAGCUAGCCUUGUGAAAAGACUUUGGUAUCUUCAACCGGAAGAGUUCACUUCUACGGAAGGUCAGGUGGUGGCCAUCUAUCGUUAUCCCCAGCGAGACCGCUGUUGUCUGCUGUAUAUUUGGGAUGGUGCACCCCCUUUUUCGUCGUCCACCUCCUUACCGUCUUUCAUGCGGCCACCGAAGGGACACAUGGUUCGUCUGUCGCAAAAUGCUCACCACGACCCCAAGUUAUGUACCAUCACGGCUCAUGAAAGCUCUUGCCCUUCGGUGGAGGACUGGUCCGUGCCGGUUUUCAUUUACGAUGAGCAUUCAGCUGCUCCGGUCAUGCAGAAUCUGAAACCAGGCGAUAUCGUACGAAUUCACAAUCUGCAUGUGACUAUAUGUCGUCCACUAGAAUGUGACAAAGACGGAUGCCUUCGCCUUUUGGUGCAUGGUGGUGGACAUAGAUUUGGUCGCGGAUUACAACUGCUACGAUCAGGCUUCUCAGAGGGCGUGUCGUACACAUCAACCCAAAACCGCGAAGCAAGACCGGAUGAUUCUUUUUCAGCGACCGGUCUAUACGGUUUGUCAUGUAACCUACAGGAAGGCAUCAAAUCAAGACCGUUUUAUCUGGAGCUGAAGGUUGAACGACCAACUAAAGCACUCACCGUAUCUGAGCUAUGUGCCAUUCCAACCACAUAUCAGCAGCUCGAAAAAGACAAGGUCGGCCUCAGUUCUACUUCGCUAUUCAAUACGAAUUCAUCCAUAUCCUCUACCCCACCACAUGUCCAUUGGUUUCCAAUCACGUCUGAUGGUGCCAAUCGACGGAAUAGGACUGUGGUUAUGGCUCGCCUAAUGGCCCGCGUGCUGGACAUAUUCCCGCGUACAGUGGACGAUUUGAAAAAUGUCUCACUGCUAAUUUGUUCUCAGUGUCGUUCGGCUAUUCGCGUGAGCUGUUUGGACGUGGGCGAGCUACCCUGUUCGUGUCACCUGUCAAGAACUUCUGCAGCUGAAGGUUCUGAGAUUUUCAUGUUGGCCCCUUUCGUUUUCCUUAAAGUGGAGGACCCCACCGGUCAGCUGAUUGUGUGUGCAUCCUUCGCUUCAGCGAUGGCCUUGCUUACCCAGUCGAAUUCCUCUAGCGUACAGGACAGAGGAUGGAAACAGAUUACUAACGAGCUUCUCCGACCGAAAACAUCUGAUGGCAGUCUGCUUGCAUCACUCAGAGCAGUCCAUCAACUUUCCUUUUUAUUAAAUCAGCCCGUCAAUUUGGUGUUGGAGCUCAGCUGGCAUGCUGGUAGGAACGUGGACACUCCCUUGACAUCGGAUAAGUUGCAGUUGAGAUUCGAUAUUCCAAACUCACAACAUAUUUCCUGGAUUUGGCAAACUCAGAGCUGA
Messenger RNA from Opisthorchis viverrini, 2179 nucleotides. RefSeq lists its product as hypothetical. Gene Ontology annotation, cellular component: nuclear telomere cap complex; chromosome, telomeric region. The transcript has 8 exons. Gene Ontology annotation, molecular function: telomerase inhibitor activity; G-rich strand telomeric DNA binding. The annotation marks the transcript as partial. Gene Ontology annotation, biological process: regulation of telomere maintenance via telomerase; telomere capping. Lineage: Eukaryota; Metazoa; Platyhelminthes; Trematoda; Opisthorchiida; Opisthorchiidae. The record is from RefSeq and is a predicted model, not a curated record.